AUGAUGUCGAAUGGUACUGAAGAGAUUCCCAUUGUUUUACAUCAGUCAAUUAAUUCAUUGACAAAUUUGGAUCCGAUAACAGUCAGACGAAUCGCAAGAUUAAUUAAAUCUUCAAAAACGAUUACAACCAAGUGUAACACCAGUAAUAAUGAUAAUAAUACUCAACUAAAUAUUGUUGGAUUAAGACGGCCUAAAUGUGCACGAUGCCGUAAUCAUGGAUUAAUUGCUUGGGUAAAAGGUCAUAAACGUAACUGUGCGUAUCGUGAUUGCAAAUGUCCACAAUGUAUAUUGAUUGUUGAACGUCAACGCGUAAUGGCUGCACAAGUUGCAUUAAAGCGGAGACAAGCUGUUGAAGAUGUAAUUGUUAUGGAUUGGCAGCAUUUUAAUCAACAAUCAUCAGAAAAUAUUGAUUUACAAUUAUUAACAGACCAGAUAUUAAGUAAAUCAUCGGACAAAUCAAUAAAUCAACGUGAUAGUAAUUAUUCUCAUCAGUUAAGUGGUCAAAUCAAAGAAGACAGAAUAUGGGAUCAAAAAGGUCAGUACGAAUCCAUACCAGUAUCUAGUGGACAGACAACUACCGAUGUAGUGCAAACGUCAGAAAUUCAUCCUAAUCUAACACCAACCAACUAUUCUCCAACAAAUAUCCCAUAUAACUUUCAUCAGCCUAAUAAUAAUUAUGGUAAUGCCAUAGAAUCAACUUUAAAUGAUAUUCAUCAAGUUAUUAAUGAUAUUACAAAUGAUGACGAUAACGAGACAGAGCGUCCAACAGCUGAAAGUAGUCCAAUAACAAAACAAUUGAAUAAUAAUAAUAAUUUGUCUGCAAGUACACUAUCUAAUCCACGACUAGAUGAAUUGUCAUCAUCAACAUCAUUUCAUUGUUUGAAUAAAUCAUCAAAUUCAUUUCAAUUAUCUUUUAUGAAUAAAAAUGGUUCUAGUCAACCAAAUCAGUUACAAUUGUCACCACCACCACAACAACAAAAACAGCAAUCACAGAAAACUAAAAUGGAUCCAAUAAAUUGUUUUUAUUCAAAUGAAACAAUCCGAUCCAUUCAAGAACCGGCUAGAAUUCUAUCUAGUCUAUUUGCUCAUUUACCGAAACCUUCAGAAUUUCUACAAAAUUCUAAUCAACAUUUAUGGAUUAAUAAUCAUAUAAGUUAUCAAUCAUCAAUACAACAUUUUGAUCAGUAUGAUGGGAAGAUUGAUAAUAAUAAUAAUAAUAAUAAUAAUAAUAAUAAUAAUAAUAAUAAUAAUAAUAAUGUAGUAUGUAAUUCGUCAGUCGAAGAAAUUCGUACACGCGUUCAACAAUCUCAUAACAAUUAUCAACACAAUCAUCAUCAUUUUCCAUUACAAACAUCUGUAUUUGUUAAUACAACUGGAUCAACUACAUUUCAAUCAUUAUUACAGUUCUGA
This is a messenger RNA of Schistosoma guineensis, 1410 nucleotides long. The record is from the annotation of a GenBank genome assembly. Lineage: Eukaryota; Metazoa; Platyhelminthes; Trematoda; Strigeidida; Schistosomatidae.